AAGCGUGAAGAUGACAAAACCAUAAAAUUAACACCACGCGAACGAAGAUUUAUCAAAUUUGCUUCAGCUGAAUAUAAUGGACAGCUUUAUAUGACACCGCAGGAUUUUUUGGACUCAGUUGUGGAACAAGAACCCAGACCACGCCUUAAGCGUCGAUCAAUAAUGACUAAUGACUUAAAUCGUAUUAAAGACACAACACCAGCAUUGAAGAAAGGUUCAGCUCGUAUGUUUAGAACUCUCAGAGAUAAUGGCAUUAUUUCAUACACCGAAUAUUUAUUUCUUUUAUCUGUGCUAACAAAACCAAUUUCCGGAUUUCGCAUAGCUUUUAAUAUGUUUGAUACUGAUGGAAAUCAAAGAGUCGAUAAAAAGGAAUUUUUAGUGUUAAAACAUAUUUUCGGUGGUUCAUUUAACGAAAGAAAUUUGGAUGAAGACACACGCCAAGUUGUAAGCAUUUUUUUUUUUUUACUUUUUUUUUAAUUUCUAACUGUAUG
Molecule: messenger RNA, 491 nt
Organism: Teleopsis dalmanni
Lineage: Eukaryota; Metazoa; Arthropoda; Insecta; Diptera; Diopsidae
Product: calcium uptake protein 3, mitochondrial-like
Exons: 5
Coding region: 91-477 (128 amino acids)
Biological process (GO): mitochondrial calcium ion homeostasis; calcium import into the mitochondrion
Cellular component (GO): uniplex complex
Molecular function (GO): calcium ion binding
Source: RefSeq, a predicted model, not a curated record